AUGGUUAUUUUAAACAUGUUAAAAGCAACAAUUAUUGUCGGAUGCGUAGUAUUAAUUGUAUUUUCUAUUAUGUUAAUAACACAAACAAAUAGGGAACAAAAUGAAUUUGACAAAUUCAUAAAUACCUACAACAAGAGUUAUGUAAACGAAACGGAACGGAGUAUUAGAUUUCAAAGAUUUCAGGUAAGAAAUAUGCUUGCUUAAUAUAAUUUUUUAUAGUAUUAAUAAUAUGUAAAUAGGUAACCAUUAUAUAUUUUCAUAAUUUAUAAGGUUACGAAAAAAAAAUCCUAUACUUUUUAUACCGGUUUUGCAUAUGUUUUGAAUUUAUAAAUUUAUAAAAUUAUUGCAUUUAUCAUUUUUGUUAUAACGUCAAGUUUUAAUAUUUUUAAGUCUAGAAUAUAAAAUAUUUUAGAAAAUUAAUAUAUUAACAAAUAAGUUUAGGUGUGCCUACCUAGUAUUUUCGACCAAUAUGUUCUUGUUGAACUUAUAGAACGUAAACGUGUUUACUUACAAACGUGUACACAAUUCUACAAAAAUAUCAAAAAAAUGUUGAACCCUAUUUGAUCUUCCUAGGACAAUUAUUAUUCUUAUGCCCUUUUGUAAAAAGAUAAAGUUUCUUAUUUAAAAUACACUAGUUUUUCCAUUUCUUCUUAAUUUUGUUUACAUUUAAGAUACAUAGUUAACAAAAGAUGUUUACUUGUAUAGAAAUUAUCGAGGUUUAGGGACUUUUAAAGGGGGCGGGGAAGUUUAUCGGGCAUUUCAUUUUACUUUCUUAAUGAUUGUUAUUAAUUUUUUCUUAGUUUCCUAAAAUGUCUUUAAAAAUCCGAAAAUCGAUGAUUUUUUUACUGGUUUUCCAGUAGUAACAGCAAAAGCAUCAAAUCAUGUCCUCUAAUUUUUGAAAAAAUUUCAUUAUCAAGCAAAUAAAUUGAAAAUAUCAAAAACUGCUACACAAAAGUUUAGAUAUCAUUUAUGGUACCUCAGCCCAGUAAUUUUUUUUCGAUUUAUGUUAGAAGGCGUCAAAACAAAUUUACGUAGUCAUCAACUAAAUAAGAACUACUUAAAUGUACUCGCAUGAACCUAUAAUUAUUUUUCUUUCAGAAAUCAUUAGAAACCAUUAAAUUACUAAGACAACGUUGUAAUGGAUGCACUAAUUAUGGAAUUACACAGUUCUCGGAUUUAUCUCCUGAAGAAUUUGCUAAAACGCAUCUCACACCUAUCACAAUGAGGAUAUCGAGUACAGAAACGUUUAGAAUGUCGAGGUCUAAAAGAUCUAUCACAACAGUUGCGUUAUCUAGCAUUGACUGGUAUUAUAGUAUAACAUUUAUAUACUAUUUUUAACUGAUAAUAUAGAUAUACCAAGUAAUAUUUAAGAUUUGAAAAUUAUUUUUUAAUACAUUUUAUAAUUCUUUAAAAUUAAUUUUUUGCAUAUUUUAUAAUUUUAUAAUUUUUUUUUGGUCAAGGAGGGAUAAAGGAGCAAUAACUCCUGUUCGUAAUCAAAAAAAUUGCGGAGCUUGUUGGGCAAUAAGUGCGGUGGAAAUAAUAGAAUCAGCUUAUGCUAUUAAAACAGGGUCGUUGCAAACAUUAAGUGUACAAGAAGUAAGUAAUUUAUAUAAUUGAUUGUGUAAUUUAGUUGUUAUAAAUAAUACAGUUUUAUCAAGGGCGCACCAAUUAUUCUUUAAGGGGGGGGAGCAAAUGGUGAUUCAGUCUUAUUUCUUUACCAUUUGUCCAAAAAUAAUCACAGUUGAUGAUUUUUCGGCAGACCCAUGCGUAAGACAGUUUGGGGGGGUCACACCCUAAAUUACUUUUUUAUUGCAUCUUUAUAGUUAUUAGUUUUAUCAAAUUAAAAGUAAGUUUAAUUCUGAAGUAUAAAAGUGAUUGAAGAAUUUUUGUUCUUCAGUGGUGCCGAAGCAGUAGUAAAAUAGUCGGGCAAACUUUCCAAAAUAGGUAAUACAAACCACCACUUACCUAAAAAAAAUUUUCACGAACUCAUAGGUGGCUUUGCUCCCCAUAUCCCUACCACUCCUUGAUUUUCUUUUAUUUACAACAACAUCAAAUUUUUAUAAAUUUUUAGAUUCUGAGUGGAGUGAAGAAGCUUAUAAUUUUACAUAGAUGUUAAUUUAUUUUUUUUUUUUCUAUGGACAACUUUUCUGAAAUGAAAUCGGCGUGGGGAGAUAUCUUAAAGUGGCAAUUUUUCGAUUUUUCUAAGAGUUUUCUUAUCAAAUAUGAAAAACCGAAAAAAACGGGAAAAUAUACGAAAUAUAUUUGUUAUAAUAUUACAAUUUUUUUUUCUGUAGACAUCUUUUCUACUAGCGAUUUUGCUCUAACUUUUAAUGAUAAGAAUUUUUCUGAAAGGAAAUUUCACUGAAGAGAUACUUUAGAGAGGUCGUUUUUGGAUUUUCUCCGGCGUAUAUUCUGUUGACAAAUUAUCAUUAUUCAACUGAAGUCCGCUCAGAAUCGUUUUUUCGUAAGCAAUGGUUUAUCAUUGUUCAAAGAUAUACAUUAAAUUAUAUAUAAUAGUAGCUGCACUCGUCCUAGGAUGUCGUUUUUUUUUAUAAUUUAUUUAAAUAUAUUAUAAAAAAUAAUAAAAUACAUUAAUCGUACUGUGGUAACGUACGACACGACGUGUGGUAAUAUAUAGCAGUAAUAAUUAAUAACAUAAUUUCACAAAUUAGUAUAAUUAAUAGUACAAUAAUAAACUAUACUUAGUAUAGUAAAAUAUUUGAUAUAAACAAACCAAAAAAAGACGGACAUACUUCGCAUGUGGGUGGACCACUGUUGCAGGUGAGAAGUUUAAAAGGUACAUUCAAUGUAUAUCUGUAUGCAACGAUUAAUCAUUGAUAACGAAAAACGAUUCUGAGUGGAGUUCAGUUAGUAGUGCUGCUUUGUCAAUAAUAUACAUGUCACAUUGUGGUAAACUAAUAAUAUAUUAUGCAUUAUAUAUUUUUUUAAUAGGUCAAAUUUGUUUAAUAUUAUAUUAAUUUUCCGGUUUUCUCAUUUAUUUUGAAACCACUCGGGAAAAUCUAAAAAUUACCUCCUAAAGUAAAAAAAAAGUAAUAUUUUUUUACUAAUAUCCACAUUUCGUACAUUUUCUAUUUUUUGUUUUUUUAAAUAAUUGGGAAAACUCCUAGGAGAAUCAAUCAAUGACCUUCCUAAAGAACUACAUAGAUACAAUUUCCUUUCAGAAGAGAUGCAACACUUGAUACAUCAGAGAAAGAUUUCUGAUAGAAAAGUUUGCAUAAUACAAGACGACGGGUAUUUUUCAAUUAAAAUAGUCCGAGCAAGCGAUGGCUUGGUCUCUAGGUACAUCUAAACACCUAAAAUGCCUUUGUAUUUUCUCUAUUUAGGUAAAAGGAAAAAACAAAUACAUUUGUCAUAACACGAGUUUGAACUCGCGAUCUUUAGAAUGACAAUAGAUAGGUAGUACCACUAGACUACAACAAACAUAAUUUAAAAUUGAUAAUAAAGAGUUAUUUAACAUAGCAUAUAAUAUUCGCAUAAUAUCAGAACUUUAAAAAGCUAUAAUUUUGAAACUAAGAUCGCUUAAUUCGAUCUUCACCAUCAUUGUUAAAUCAGCAUUAUACAUAUGUUUAAAAUAAAGGAUUGAAAAAUUAGAUUUGUUCCACAUAAUUUUUUUUUUUCAAAUGAUUUUUCUCAAUUGAUAUUAAAAUUUCUUUAUAAAAAAAAACACUAAAAUAAGCUUAAUUUUUUUUUUUUACCAUAAAGUAAGACUUAAGAACCUACUGUUAAAUGUUCUAGAAUUUUUGUUGAGUCUUAAUAGUUUUACCACAGAGUGCCUACUGAAUAAAAAUUAAGUACAAAACUAGUAAAAUUUGAAUGUCCAUAAAUAGCUCAAAAAUAGCUUAAAUUUUUUGAAAAUUGUAUCACGUCUAGAAAACCUAAAUAUAAGUUUUUUGUCCAAAUUUCAAGUCUCUAUGAAUAUUUUAAACUGAAUUACAACAAAUUAUAAAAUUGAACAAAUAAUACAAGCAUUAUUUUUGUAAAUUUCCGGUUUUUAUUACAUUUUAUCCUGGUUUUUCUCAGAUAUUAUAAAAACCGAUAGAAAAAUUAAAAAAUUACCUCCUAAAUGUACCAUCUGGACAAUGUUUCCUUUCAGAAUGGUACCGCACGUAUAUAUCGGAGCAACAUUUCUGGUAGAAUUUUUGUCUACAGUAUAAAAAAAGAAAAAAAACAACUUCAUUACAUUCAGAAUCUAAUAAUAUUAGAAAUUUAAUAUAUUAAUUUUAGAUACAGAGCGAAGUAAGAGAUUUAUUAGUUUAAGUAUGAUGUGUGUGUGUUUUUAUUUUUUGUCUGUAAACCACUUGUCGAAAAUAAAUCUUGUUUCGCGAUGUAUAGAAUGUAUCACCUUUUCUAAAAGUAAAUUCUAUCAGGAUGGUGAAUUAAAGAGGUUCCUUCUAACUGUUCCUUAUAUUCUAAAAAAGCUAAUUGAAUUACUUGAUUAUUACGUUAUGAAACAAUAAUAUGUUCAUAAAAAGUAUUGUAUAAUAUUAUCUGAAACCACUUAAGUGGCUACUACCACUACCAUCACCACCCCAAAAAUUUGGUGAAUAGGUCUCCUCUAUAUCCUACCUUUCCAACUUCACAUGAACACCAAUGACUCACCCAUCGUGCGAAGUAUGUAUGUCUUUUUUAAAUAUAUUUUUUGAUCGUACCUGUAUAUUUUAUAUAAUAGAUGUUAGAUUGUUCGGGAGGAAUAAACCAGGGAUGUAUCGGCGGCAGUACAGUAUCUUUACUUUUGUGGUUGGUGGAAAAUAACAUUACUGUGUUGAACGAAGAAAAUUAUCCAACCGUUUAUGAAGAUCAAUUAUGUACCCUUCAUCAGUACGAUGCGUUACACUAUACAUUUUAUUAUUUAAAAGGACCCAUCCAAAUUAAUAAUUGGCUCAUGUGUUUGUUUACAGGACUCCCAAUGAAGCAGGAGUGAAAGUAAAAUCAUUUUUAACUCUUAAGUAAGUUAAAUAAAUAAGCAAAAUAAAUCACGAUUAAAUUGAUAACUUCGGUAUGUAUAAUAUGUUUCUGUGGGAGGAGAUCAGAAUAAUCUCAUGGUAACUCUACUUGUAGAAUGAGACGACAAAUGAGGUAAACUCAGGUCAACAGCCAGUGUAUAAUUCUGUCAAAUUGUAUGAGAAAUAUAUAUUUUUUAAUAUUAAAUAUUGUAUGUAAAAUAGACUUUAGCGGAAGGUUUUAUCUUGGAUGUGUGUGUGUGGACAAAUCAGAUGAAAAAAAGUUAGUAGUGUUUGAGAGAAAUAUAUUGAGCAAGAUAUUUGGCCAAAAAAGAGAAACAAUAAAGGAUAUUAUGAAAUACGAAGCAAUAAAGACUUAAAAGAACUAUAUAACAAACCCAAAAUUGUUGGAACCUUGAAAAGCGUGUGAAUAGGUUGGGCCGGAUAUAUAUGGAGAUAAAAAGGACUAAUUGGACAAAUAACUGCAUGGAAACAAACGCAAAGAGACCUAGAAGACGACCCAGACAAAUAUGGGCAGACAAAAUAAAAGAAGACCUAAGACAUGAAGAUAUUAGGAGUAAGGAAAGUAGAAGCAAAAGACAGAGACAAUGGGCCUGAAAGGCCUGUAAAAAGCCAAAGAAGAAGAAAAAGGGCGUGUAGACAGGAGGUACCGUUAUGAUGCAUGAUGUUUACAGAUGAUUGCUUGAUAGGAGUAAAUUUGGAAUUAGUUAAUAAUAUACUUGAGGAAUGGAGAGUAUCACUCUCCAUGGAAAGGGAUUAAGGAUACGCAUUAAAAAUAUAGAGUAUGAGUUUGGAGGAACAGGACAAGUCAGCUAACGAAAAUAAGCUGCGAUAGGUGAGGUUGAGAGUUUUAAGUACCUAGAAUCUAUUGUACAAAAAAGCGGUAGUUCUUAUGAGAAUGUGAAACAUAAGAUUAAGUGCAGAUAGAUAAAGUGGAGAGAAGAUUCAAGUGUUUUACGUGAUAAGAGAAUUCUAAUGAGGCUUAAAGUUAUGUUUUACAAAAGUGCGGCGUGUCUGACUAUGUUGUAUGGGUGGGUGGUAUACAGUAAAAUAGAAUAAAAAAUAUGAGUGUAUUAGAGGUAUUAAUGCUUAGGUGGAUAAGUCACAAGUUCGAUGUAGACAAAUUAUAGAAAUGAGACUAAGAUGGUUUGGGCAUGCCGUGAGGUAAGAGGAAUCAAAAGUAUUAAGAAUGAUAAUGAAAAUAAAUAUAGGAGGAAAAAGAGGAUAAUGAAAGCCGAAAAUGAGAUCGAUGGUGGAUGCGAUUGAAAAUAAAUGAAGACAAUGUAUGUGAGGUGGGAGAUCGGGUCAAGUGGAAGUUUAUGCAUGUGUGGCCGACCCAAAAUAGUCGUGAUGAAGGUGAAGAAGAAGAAGAAGAUAUAUAAAUAUGUAAUAUAAUGGUAUAUUGAUGGUAUGUGACAUAUUACAAGUAAAUUUUAUAUUAUUUUAGUUUCAUGAGCCGUGAACAAAUGUUGCUAUCGUAUUUAUCGAAGAGUCCAGUUUCCGCAGUUGUUAACGCGUUGCCUUGGCAAUUUUAUGUCGGUGGUAUACUUAGUCAGUGCGAUAAUAGCAUGAAAUCGUUAAAUCACGCUGCUGAAAUAGUCGGAUAUAAACUCGGAGAAAAUCCAUAUUAUAUCUUGAAAAAUUCUUGGGGGACAAACUUCGGAAAUGACGGAUAUGUAUACGUAGCUAUAGGGAACAACGAAUGCGGUAAAUAAAAUAAAUAAAUAAAAUAAUUUGUUACCUCGUUAAUUAAUUUUGUUAUCUAUCUGAACCUAUCUGAUUUACAAUGAUAGCACUUUUUCUGAAAGGAAAUCUGAUUGGGAAAGUACUGUAGGGAGGUUAUUUUUCUAUUUUCCUAAGAGUUUUCUCAGCAAAUUUGAAAAAUUAGGAAUAACCAUGAGAAAAUCGUAAGAAAAACGGGAAAAUCAGAUUAAUAUUAAACAAAUAUUAUUAAAAAAAAUAUAUAAUGCCUAUUUAAUUAUUUAAUAUUUUACCAUAAUAUAACAUAUUGUUGACAAAGCAUCACUAUUAACUGAACUCUGCUCAGAAUCAUUUUUCGUAAACUUUAGUUUAUUGUUCAUUACAGAUAUACGUUUAAUUCCUUUCUAUAUCCUAACUUCUCAACUUUCCACCUACAACAGUGGCUGCACCCACGUGCAAAGUGUGUCCGUCUCUUUUUAUUACACAUUACGUAUUUAUCUAUACAGAUAAUACUUAUUGAUUGAUUUAUUGUUUUAUCAUUUAUUAGUUAUUACAUUCUAAUUUUUGUUUUAUUUAUAUAAUUUUGAUAGUUGAUAAAGUCCCGUAUUGUCAAUAGCACAUUUAUUCGCCAGCUAUUCGUUGAAUAAACUUAUUCAGCGAAUUAAAGUCCGUCGCCCAUUAAUGCAGUACAGCGUAAUUAUUAUAAAUAAUAAUAACAAAUAAUACCGUCUAUUAUAUUAAUAUUAUCAUUAGUGAUGAGGACUAUCAAAUAGUUUACACAAUUGAAUAGUAUUCGAUAGUGAUUAUAGUAAUUAUAAGUUGGAGCGAGCAAAAUUUCUGGUAGAUAAGUUGUCCACAAAAAAAAAUCCUAAUAUUUUACUAAUAUGUUUCGUAUAUUUUAUAUACACAUUUCCGUAUUUUUGGUUUUUCACAUUUGAUGAGAAAACUCUUGAGAAAAUUGAAAAAAAAAAAUCUCCUUAAAGUACCUCCCCACACAGAUUUUCUUUCAGAAAAAGUGCUACACAUAAAAAUUGGAGCAAGAUCUAUGGUAGAAAAAUUGUCUACAGAAAAAAAAAACACAUCUUUGUAAACCUAUAAGCUUCUUUGCUCCACUCAGAAUAUAAAAGUUUUAAAUUUUUUUAGACUAAUAAGUAAAGUUAUAUUAUUGUUGUUAACAUUUUCGUUUUAUAAAAAAGUUUAAACAAAUAUACUGAUUACGGUAGUCUGUAAUAGUGGUGAUAUCAAAAAUAGCGAUGGAAAAAAUGAACACAGAUUCAUUUUGGGCUGAGUUCCAGGAGCAAAAUAUGGCCAAAUAUAAAAUUAAUCAGAGAAAAAACGACUAAAAUAAAAAUCAACAGAUGAAAAACGGAAAAAUAUUUUCCAUUCGAUUUGGCCAUUUAUUGCCUACCAUCAGUGGUGUAUUUUCAAUUUUUUUUUUUUGGGGCGGGGUCCAUAGCUUAAAUAAGUUACGUUUAAACUAUGGUAGCUUAUUACAGUUACGUCCCUAAAUAAUUUUUGGUGGGAGUUUAAUUAAAUUUAUACUCAUUAUACUCGUAUGUAAUAGUUUAUAUUAUAUUAUCGCUUUAUAAUAAAAUAUAAUUGUAUAAAAUAAAUUCCAGUAGUUUCGAGUUUUUUGCUAAUUCAUCUAUCACUUCAUCAACAGUUAUUUUAACUUCUCUAUGAAUGUUUAACAUUUUAAUAUAUUUGCAUUUUCUUCAACAAAAACUGUAAAACAUUUUGCUUUAUUUACUCUGCCUACUAUUUUAUAAGUAAAAUUAAAUUGCACUAUAUCUAUGAAAUGAUCCGCAUUAAAGACGUAUUGUUUAUGAUAAUUAAGUUUCACGUGAUUUUUAAACGUUUCCAUUGCAUGUUUCCAUGUAUGAAAAGGUUUUCUAACCAAACCGUCUAGUGUUUCAGAAUUUAUGCAAGCCCCUGAUUUAGCAAAUGCUACACAAAAUGUACAAAAUACACCAUUUAGUUUUGAAGAAUCCGCUAACCACGGAAAAGUAUGCAACCAUCUGUAUUGAAAUUUUAACCAUUUGAAUCGUUUAUUGGUAUUUAUUAUUACUACCAUAAUAAUAUGUUUAAAGUACUGUAGGCAAUUAAAAAUAUAAUUUCUCGUAGUUAUAUACUCAGAGUACUCCUCUAAUAGGAGAACAUAUUUCUACGGACAAAUUUACCAAUUUUUUCAUUGUCAUUUUUAUUUCUGGCCAGUUUAUUAUAUGGCCAUUUUAACCUGGUUAUUUACUCACUUGUUAUAAAUUGUAUCGCAUGUUUGAAGGAUGAUGAAUUUUUUCGUUGUGGUAUAAAAGUAUUAUGUGUUAUUUCAUCGAAUUAUAGUCAUUAUCAAAACUCGGAAGUAUAUGUAGGCAAUUCUCCCGUAUAAAUAUAACCGAAAUUAGACGAAGCAAUUUUUGAUUCAAUCGGACAACUAUUUUUUACUAGUAUUUUUCUAUUCAAAAUACUAUUUAAGAGUAAAAUUAUACCAUUAUUAUUUUCAGGGAUUGGAUGGGAAGUUGAUGUGGUCACUGAUGUCGUGUAGAGCUUUUUAUCAGUCGUGGUUGCACGGAUAUUAUGUUACUCUUGCGUGACACUAUAAUAUAGUUAGAUAAUAUUAUUAGAUCAUUGUUCGUUUUGUUAUUUUUAAAUUGGAAUAAUUUUAUUAAAUUAAAAUAAAUACGUG
Cinara cedri is the source of this 9366-nucleotide messenger RNA. NCBI's taxonomy places the organism in Eukaryota, Metazoa, Arthropoda, Insecta, Hemiptera, Aphididae. The record is from the annotation of a GenBank genome assembly.